CUCUAUAAAUAUGCAUUCAUGCUUUCGUUAAAGAAAAAUUUUCAAGAAAUAGCUCAAGUAUUACUUGGUGGUGUGCUUUUCAGCUUUUCAUUCGUGGACCUUUCAAAGAUUCCAUCGCCAGUAAAUUCUACUUUUACAGGUUUUCAAACAUUCCAUCCUGAAAUUAAAAACCUCGAUAUAGAAACAUGGGAUUCGAUGCUCAUUUUCACUUCUAUCUUACUAUUAGUUCCUGGAGUGUUUAUGCUAAUGUGGUCAUUAAAAUACGAAACACUUAAUAUCUUUAUAUUUAAUGAUGAAAAAACUUCAACUUCAACAACUCUUUUUAAUAAAUUACUUGCUGGUUAUUGUAUCGUAACUGGCCUUAGUCUCGAUGUAGCAGUUUUAAUCCAAUUUAUAAGACUAUUCCGUACGACAAAACAAAAUUACAAAGAAGGUUAUAUUAGUUUACCCCAUCAUAUUCCUGAUGAUGAUGAAAUGAUAUCGGAGGAACAUGAUCAGCCGAAUAGUCAUAAUAAUGAUUGUCAUCUUAGACAUGUGCUUUUAUUACCUCUCGCAGCGUUUUUCCAUGUAGUAGGAAAUGUAUUAAAUACUGUCUUCUUGACUAAUGCACUUGC
Dentiscutata heterogama is the source of this 614-nucleotide messenger RNA. The record is from the annotation of a GenBank genome assembly. NCBI's taxonomy places the organism in Eukaryota, Fungi, Glomeromycota, Glomeromycetes, Diversisporales, Gigasporaceae.